CGCCAGUGCCUGCAUCGCUCGCUCCCUCCUUCUCCCCUCGCGCCGCCGCUGGCCCGAAUGGAGCGUUGAGAUUCGGGACGCCUCGCUCUCGGUGGGCGAAACGUCAGUGCCUGUGCCCCUCUCCCCGCCGCCGCCGCCGCCGUUUGCCCCAUCCACGGUCAGCUUUACUACCCGAUAUGGUUAUCCCUGCACCAGCUAGGGCGCCUGCAAUCACCAAGUUCCUAAAGCCCUAUGUUCUGAAGAUGCACUUCACAAACAACUUUGUGACGGCCCAGGUCAUCCACACCCCAUCGGCGACCAUCGCCUGCGCAGCGAGCUCUCAGGAGAAGAUCCUGAGGCCAAGCAUGGAGUCGACGCGGGACGUGGCUGCGGCGGCCAAGAUCGGGAAGCUGCUCGGCGAGCGCCUGCUGUUCAGGGGCAUCCCCGCUGUGUCCGUCUCCAUGUCGAGAGACCAGACGUACCAUGGCAAGGUCAAGGCCAUCAUCGAUUCUCUCAUGGCCGCCGGCGUGAAGCUGCUGUGAACGGUGGUAGCUGAUCAUCAGUAGCCGAUUUCCACCUGGUGUUUAGUCCUGACAUAUGGCAGUUGUUCUUGAAGUGAAGUGCAGAUAAAUAGUGCCUUCAGGCUUAUGAUGUUUUUCAGUUUAGCUUCCCCGUGCUCGAUUUCGACUUCUUGAACCUGUAACUGCCCAGGCAUCACAAUACAGAUCAACAUGUUUCUGUUCAGAACACGGGGUUUUCCGACA
Molecule: messenger RNA, 743 nt
Organism: Triticum aestivum (bread wheat)
Lineage: Eukaryota; Viridiplantae; Streptophyta; Magnoliopsida; Poales; Poaceae
Product: 50S ribosomal protein L18
Exons: 3
Coding region: 177-521 (114 amino acids)
Biological process (GO): translation
Cellular component (GO): ribosome
Molecular function (GO): 5S rRNA binding; structural constituent of ribosome
Source: RefSeq, a predicted model, not a curated record